This is a messenger RNA of Amaranthus tricolor (Joseph's coat), 1802 nucleotides long. Its product is annotated as acyl-coenzyme A thioesterase 2, chloroplastic-like. Lineage: Eukaryota; Viridiplantae; Streptophyta; Magnoliopsida; Caryophyllales; Amaranthaceae. The transcript is spliced from 5 exons. Gene Ontology annotation, biological process: acyl-CoA metabolic process. Bases 183 to 1487 code for a protein of 434 amino acids. Gene Ontology annotation, molecular function: fatty acyl-CoA hydrolase activity. The record is from RefSeq and is a predicted model, not a curated record.
CCAUCACAAAUCAUUUCUUCAACCAUUUGACUUAAACUUUUUAAAUCAUUCAACAAACUUCCAUUAAUGUACAAAGCAACACCUCCACCAAAUUUCCACCUAUAACUUAACCCUAAACUUCUUUUAAAAACCCAAAUCAUCAAAUCCAAAAAUUCCCCAAAAAAAAAAAAAAAAAAAAUUUGAUGAUGGAGAACAAUUCUAAUUCAUCAUCAUCAAAUUUCAUAUCAGUUUAUUCAAGUUUACCAAACCCAUUUGAGAAAAGUGAAAAUGAUGGAAGUGGGACCCACAAGCCUUUAAGUUUAUGGCCUGGAAUUUAUCAUUCACCAGUAACAAUUGCUUUAUGGGAAACAAGAUCAAAGAUAUUUGAAAUAAUGUAUGAUCCAUUAGUUGAUCAUCCUCCACAAACCCAUUUGCUUACUAAGACUCCUUCUCAAUCUAGAAUGACUAUUCUUUAUAAUUUCUCAUCUGAUUUUAUCCUUAGAGAACAGUAUAGGGAUCCUUGGAAUGAAAUUAGGAUUGGGAAGUUGCUUGAAGAUCUUGAUGCUCUUGCUGGUACUAUCUCUGUUAAGCAUUGUUCUGACGAUGACUUCACUACAAGGCCGUUGUUGCUGGUCACUGCUUCUGUCAACAGGAUUGUGUUGAAGAAACCGAUCAGUGUAGACAGCGAUUUGAGAAUCUCUGGCUCGGUCAUAUGGGUAGGAUGGUCCUCAAUCGAGAUUCAGCUUGACGUUAGUCAGGCCUCUGAAGGCUCUGCUGGUUCAGAUUCAGUUGCUCUUACAGCUAACUUCAUCUUUGUGGCUCGAGACUCAAAGACCCGGAAAGCUGCUCCAGUUAACAGGCUCUCGCCUGAAACAGAAACGGAAAAAAGCCUGUUCCAAGACGCGGAAACUAGAAGCAAAUUCAGGAAAACAAAACGAGAACAAAGACUAAAGGAUUGUGCCAAGGGUGAAGUAGAUGAUCGAUUAGCAGCCCUUUUAUCGGAGGGGCGAAUAUUUUGUGAUAUGCCAGCGCUAGCUGAUCGAAACAGCAUUCUUUUGAGGGAUACGCGACUUGCAAACUCGUUGAUAUGUCAGCCACAACAGAGAAACAUUCAUGGUAGGAUCUUUGGAGGCUUUCUGAUGCACAGAGCAUUUGAGCUUGCUUUCUCUACUGCUUAUGCAUUUGCUGGUGUGAGGCCGUCCUUUCUAGAAGUUGAUCAUGUCGACUUUUUGAAACCCGUUGAUGUUGGUGAUUUUUUGCGUUUUAAAUCAUGUGUUCUCUUCACGGAACUAGAAGAUCCAGAACAUCCUUUGAUAAAUGUGGAGGUUGAAGCUCAUGUUACAAGGCCUGAAUUGAGGUCAAGUGAGGUAUCCAACACAUUCUACUUCACAUUCACAAUAUGUCGAGAAGCAAAAGCCGAGAAAAAUAAGAUCGUUAUAUACAAUGUCGUAGCAGCUACCGAAGAAGAAGCACGCCAUAUCUUAGAUCGAAAGGACACCAAAGCUUAGCAAUGCAAGGUAAUAAGAUUGUUAUCAAAUGAGUUGAGUUUGCCAUUAUUGUUUGAGGAGCUCUUGUUGGAACAAUCAUAAGUUUAUGUUACAUUAUACGUAAAAAGCUCUCACUCUGAUUUACGUAAUACAUAAAUUCAAAGAGAUAGAGCUUUUGAUAUAAUUUAUAAUUCAUAUGUACAUGCAAAAACAAAUAUAGUUCUAACAAAUCCAUUUUCUUUUGCCCUUUAUUGAUUUAUUGAUAAGGUUACAAUGUAUGUCAAUUGUAUGUAGUUUGUCCAUUCCACUAAAUUUGUAUAUAGUUGCAUUUGAUCA